AUGGAUAAAAAUCUGUUGGAAGACCAGCGAUAUGCCCAAAGCAAAUCUCCCAGACGCAGCUGGUGGAUGAUACUCUGCGCCGCCUUGACUAUUGGCUGGUUUGCUUGGCCGUAUGUUGGUUGCUCACCUCCACUUAGCAUCGAGGACCGAGUGGAGCGAAUCUUAUCGCAGACUCCCUUGAUCGAUGGCCAUGAUGAUUUUCCCAUCUUCGUUCGGGAAGUCUUCCACAAUCGCAUCAAUGAUCGCAAUUUCACUGAUGCCUUUGUCAAUGGCACGCUGCCCGGCCAUGUGGAUAUCCCUCGACUGAAGCAGGGUCGCGUUGGUGGUACAUUUUGGAGUGUUUUUGUGCCAUGCCCUACCGAUGGAGCCAACUUCUCCGAUGAGAAUUAUGCAGCAAGUGUGCGUGAGACGAUGGAACAGGUGGAUGUUAUGUCGCGUGUUCAGCGAGCCUAUCCCCAUAUCUUCUCGACUCCUCCAAAUGGCACCACAGCCUUGUCCGCUUUCCGCGAGGGAAAGAUCAUCUCGCCCAUGGGCAUCGAGGGCCUGCACUCCAUUGGAAACUCCCUUGCACACCUCCGGAUCUUCUAUGAACUGGGCGUCUCCUAUGCAACCCUAACACACAAUUGUCACAAUCGGUAUGCCGAUGCCGCUCUUCUUGAAGUCCCAGGAGGCAUCAAAACGGCCGAACCUCUCUGGCACGGCGUCAGCGAAGAUGGGAAGAAGCUGGUUGGGGAGAUGAACCGUCUCGGAAUGAUUGUCGAUCUGGCGCAUGUAAGCGCAGAGACCAUGCGUGAUGUCUUGGGCGCUGGAAAGUCCGAGUGGAUUGGCAGCCGUGCCCCCGUGAUAUACAGCCACAGCUCCGCCUAUGCACUUUGCCCACACCCACGUAACGUACCCGAUGAUAUUCUGGAGCUGGUGCGUGAGAAGAACUCUUUAGUUAUGGUUAACUUUUCACCGGACUUCAUUUCCUGUACGCCCUCUGAUCGUGAUGACGGAAUCCCAGACGAGGACACCGAGCAUGCCACUUUAGAACGUGUCGCCGACCAUAUCAUUCACAUUGGCGAGCUCGUCGGGUUUGAACAUGUUGGAAUAGGCAGCGACUUUGAUGGGAUUCCGACGGUUCCUCGUGGGCUUGAAGAUGUUUCCAGAUUUCCAAGUCUGAUCGCAGAACUGUUGAAACGGGGAGUAAGCGAUGCAGAUGCAAGCAAAGUGACAGGUGGCAACUUGCUCAGAGUCUGGGCGGAUGUUGAUAAAGUAGCUCUCCAAAUGCAGGCUGAGGGAGUGCCUCCUGCGGAAGACUAG
Messenger RNA from Penicillium nucicola, 1302 nucleotides. Its product is annotated as putative dipeptidase. The record is from RefSeq and is a predicted model, not a curated record. The coding region runs from base 1 to 1302 and encodes 433 amino acids. Gene Ontology annotation, molecular function: metallodipeptidase activity. Gene Ontology annotation, biological process: proteolysis. The transcript is spliced from 3 exons. Lineage: Eukaryota; Fungi; Ascomycota; Eurotiomycetes; Eurotiales; Aspergillaceae.